This is a messenger RNA of Seminavis robusta, 1974 nucleotides long. NCBI's taxonomy places the organism in Eukaryota, Bacillariophyta, Bacillariophyceae, Naviculales, Naviculaceae. The record is from the annotation of a GenBank genome assembly.
AAUGACCUCUUCACAGCUUCACAGUGGACACUUACUUUUGACAAAAACGAACACACAGCGUACAGCCGUAACAAGAACGAACGAACCUCAACGCCACAGUUACAGGUGUCAAUACAAACCCAGCCGUUCAGCUAUAGACAAGCUUCCUUAUAAGCCAAUUGAACUCUGAGCUAAUCAAAACACAAGUGGCAAAGCCAGGCAAUCCAGGGUGAUUUAAUCAGGUCAAGGAUCAGGAAGAUCAGGAAGAUCAGAACAGCAAUUGAGAAGAUCUUUGCUAGUCUAGCUAGUCUGACCAUCAUCAUCAUCAUCAAAACAAGACAGGCAAGCUGAGCAUUGUUAAGCCUAAGGGUAUCUGCCUACCUACCAAUUAUACCCAUUAUACCCCAAGGUUUUCCUUUUUUUUGAUAAGCCAAGCCAAGAUGGGCUGGGGAGACGAAUCAGAUUCCUCCGAAGAUGAGCGAGAGCCACCGCAGCAACGGCAGCAGCAACCACCUCCACCUAAGGAUGCAGGCAAAAAGAAUUCUUGGGGAGAUGCCAAUGCCAAUGCCAACAAACCAAAGCCUUCUUUGCAGCAGCAAGCAGCAGGACAAGGACAAGGACUGAGAGGAUCCAGAAACAAAAACAACAGCUUUAAUAGCAACAGCAACAACAGUUACGACAAUCAUAACGAUAAAAGAGGAGGAGGAAGAGGAGGGAGAUCAGGAGGUAACUCUGGUGCACAUGGAGGAGGAGGAAGAUCAGGAGGAGGAGGAGGAAGAAAUAGCAGAGGCGGCGGCGGAGGUGGCAGAGGAGGCCAAUCCAAAGAUUGGAAGCAAAUGGCAAAGCAACAGUCCAAAAUUGGAAAACAGGACAACGCCCCAGUGGAUGGCAGCAAUUGGAUGGCUUCCCGCAGAGCCAAACAGCAGCAAGAGGAAAUCGAAUCUAAACAGAAACGUGCACAAGAAGAAGCACGCCUUAAGGAAGAAAGAAAUCAAAAAAGGAAAACACAGCUACAAGCUCUCAAGGCCGCCGUCAAGACCUUGGACGAAAGCAAUUCAUCACUCAACACUAGUUCCCUACAAGCUGCAGCGGCGUCAGAUCCUCAUCACCAGCCACAUACUCAUCACGGCAGCAACAGUAACAACAGUUGGCGUGAUCACAGCAACCACAACAACAAUCACAAUCACAGUCCUCAAGUACAAAUUCUAAAGAAAAAACCGCAAGUGGAACGAUUCAAGGGAGCCAAAAAACGAAAUACCGACGAUGACGAUACGCAUUCGCAUGGAUCACACGAAACUCAUGAAACACAUGGAUCCACUUCCUCACUCAAACGAGCCGUGGUCGCCACGGGAGGGUCAUUGUCUCUCAGCCCCGUUAGUCAGGCCAAAAAGGCAGCCUCGCCCAAGAAAACUGUCGUACAACAUAACGCAGGACAUUCCGUCGAAUACCGAUUCAACAUUGACGAUUUGGACGACGAUAAUGCUGACGACGAACAAGAAGGAGAUUAUGCCCAUGGAACACUGCAACCCAAUGGAACGGUCAAAUUGUCACGACGACGUAGUAGUGGAAACAACAACAAUAACAACAACAACAAUAAUAACAAGGGAAGCAGUUUGAGUCGACAAGCACAACAGCAACAAUCAUCAUCCAACAACAAUAAUACCAACAACAAGUCCUCGUUACUGGCAGCGGCGUCUGGCGGGAGAGGAAGAGGUGGAGGAGGAAGAGGUCGACAUAGUGGUGGUGGGGGCAGAGGAGGCCGUGGUUCUGGGAGAGGAGGUAGAGGUGGGCGAGAUUCGGGGCACAAAUCUGGCAGAGGAUACCACAAUAAUAACAAGCCUGCUCCGGAAAGGUGGUAGAUCACUGCGUAUUGGAGAUCGAUUCGAUUCAUUCGCGCACUAACUAUCCAGACUCUGGCAACAGCAACACUUCCUCCAUUUCCGACUUAGCUAAGCUACAUCAAACUAACUAAGCAAAAAUGUUCACGACUUGCUU